Cydia pomonella (codling moth) is the source of this 9472-nucleotide messenger RNA. It is a transcript of the gene Rme-8, whose product is annotated as dnaJ homolog subfamily C member 13. Lineage: Eukaryota; Metazoa; Arthropoda; Insecta; Lepidoptera; Tortricidae. The record is from RefSeq and is a predicted model, not a curated record. Gene Ontology annotation, biological process: regulation of early endosome to late endosome transport; receptor-mediated endocytosis; endosome organization. Bases 565 to 7173 code for a protein of 2202 amino acids. Gene Ontology annotation, cellular component: endosome membrane. The transcript has 41 exons.
AUAUUCCAUUUUAACUUACUUAUUUACAAAAUUGUAUAAAACAAGUAUCUGGUAACAUCAAUAUAACAUAUAAAUAAAGAUAAACAUGUAUGAAAUGUUUACUUCUAAAUGAUAUAAAUGUAUGCUUUUGUUAAUAAUAAAAUAAAAGUUCAUUAGCACAUGAUUUUCAAAUGAUCUUUAACUUUUGACAUUUGUCAGACGAUGGUGUUACUACUUUUAAAAAUAUACUGACAACCUAUUGACAGAUUACCCUCCUUAUGUUUAUUAUGAUAAUUUUAAGCAUUUUUCUGUAAAUACAUAAAACAAUAAAACAUCGAUUAUUACUUUAUCAUAGUGAGAAUAAGAAAUAAGCUUUCUUAUUUACCUAGCUUUUUCAUCACUUUGUAAAUUAUCCACGUUGGCAAUUCCAAUGGUGAACUGUCAAGUUCAGCGAUUUGUCGGCCCGUAAGCUAGACCUCCUUAUUGUUGAAUUUAUAACAAAUUUUUGUAUACUAUGUGGUUCCUAUCCGAUAUUAGCUAAAACGAUUGUAGCUCGACUGUCCGCCUCUUAUUUGCAAUGCUAAAAUGAUUCCACUAAAAGACAACCAGGAUGUGGCGUCAUUUCUCGUCACCAAGCACUCAUGGAAGGGCAAGUACAAGCGGGUAUUCUCCGUGGGUACCCACGGGAUCACCACGUACAACCCAGACCGUCUGGAGGUGACCAACAAGUGGCUGUAUGCUGAUGUGGUCACUGUGGCCUCGGCCAAGCACUCCAACUCCUCUGCAAACCAGGACUUCAUGCUGGUGAUGAAGAAGGAUAAGAAGGUUGACACUAUGAAGUUCUCGUCUGAACAUAAGUGUCUGAUUCUCACUGAAGCUUUCAAGUAUAGGCAUUUGUUUGCUGAGAAGAAAGAUGUUCUUAGAUUUCAAGCCUAUAAGCACCACUGGAGUGGCACUCGGUUACCAAUAGUCCUUGAGGUUGGACCCUGUGCUUUAGAGCAACUAGACCCAUCAACACACACACUGUUAGCCAGCUACCCUUACUCCGAUAUCCAAGGUAUUCUCCCAGUGAGAGACGUCUCCGGAGGCUUUGUCCUGGCCGUCGGUGGCUACAGUCGCCUCCAUCUUUUCUCCAACGCCAUGGACCACCAAGCCAUAAUCAACAAGAUGCUAGAAAUGGCUAAUCUAACACUGAGUAUUAGUAUAAAAGUGCUGAACACAAUGAUCACCUUGGAGGACUACCACAAUCAAAGAUUUGGAAAGUACAGUGGCGACCAACAUCAGACCUCACUGAGCGAGUUCAUUGUUCACAAAGUGAACCCAGCGCGGCACAUGGAACCGAUGCGGCGCACGCUUUGUCUGUCCGACACGUGUAUAUUAGAGCGCGACCCGCAGACCUACUCGGUCGUCUGCCUUCGUCCUUUGAGCGACGUGUUCGCUUUAGUGAGAGACCGGGAUCAUCCACAGAAGUUCUCAAUCGAGUACAUGAAUGGACAAACACGUACUUAUAUGGCCGGUGAAAGAGACGCGUUAUUGGCGUCCCUUCUGGACGGCGUGCGGUCCGCCGGGCAGCGCGACGUGCACGUGCGCUCGGGCGCCACGCCGCGCGGCCACCGGCUCGGCCCGCUGCACCAGCCCGUGGACGAGGAGACCGAGUCCAACCAUCUCAGAUUAUUCCAGAACCCAGUGGGCAUGACGCGAGCGGAGGUGAUCGAGCGGUUCAACGCCAACGUCGGUUACAGCGGACUCAACUAUUCCGUCAGUGCUGAUCGCCUAUUCGCGGAGAAUAAGGAGAAGCUGAUAACGGGAGCGCUGAGCGCUCUCGUAAACAGUACAGCGACAAGCGCCACGUUGCCGCCGAGAGAGCUAGAGGCGCUGUUUCAUGCGCUGAGGCGGCUGUGCGCUAGCAAAGUGGGUUUCGCUGCCUUCACUGCGUUGCCUGGAUUCCGCGAAUGGAUCGGGUCAGCGGUGGUGGGCGCGCUGCGGCGCGGCUCGGCGGCCUGCUCGCACGCGGCGCUGGACGCGGCCUGCGCGCUCAUGCAGCCCAUGCACCACGAGCCCGACCUGCGCCAGGAGCAGCUCAACAAGGCCUCCAUGCUGGCCACGCAGCCCUUCCUGGAGGGCUUGCUGUCUAUGUGGGCGGAGCACGUUACUGCCGGGAGUGGCGCGCUGGUGGUGGCGGCCAUGUUGGAUUUCCUCACGUUCGCGCUGUGCGUGCCGUACAGUGAAACUACGGAUGGCAAGCAGUUCGACCAGCUUUUGGAAAUGGUCGCGAAUAGAGGCCGUGUGCUUUUUAAACUGUUUGAGCAUCCAUCGAUGGCCAUCGUGAAAGGCGCAGGUCUAGUGCUCCGCGCUUUGGUUGAAGAGGGCGGUUCGGGCGUCGGCUCUCGAAUGCAAGCACUAGCGUUGGCCGAAGCGGCUUUACCACGACAUCUGUUGACAGCUUUGUACGCUGGAGCCAGGUUGCACCACAGACAUCUAGCGCGGCAUCUGGUGGCGCUUUGGUUAGUGGACCACGCGCCGGCCCAUAACCUACUUAAACGCAUUAUGCCAUCCGGACUUCUGGCUUUCCUAGAAUCUACAGAGGCGCCACCUGCGGCGGCGUUAGAAGCAGAUCGAAUCAAUGAAAGAGACAACUUGGAGCUAGCACAAGCUUCGGUGAAGCCGCGCGCGCCGCACUGGGAGGCGCUCGAGCGGCAGGUCAAAUACGUCGAGAAACAUCUAGAGCACUACGCCCAGCUAGCCCUCCAGCACUGGGCGGCGCGCGCCGGCGGCCCCGCGCGGGCGCAGCGGGACGCCGCCAGGGACCGCCCCGUGGUGCUGCGGCGCCGCCGCGAGCGCCUCAAGUCCACCGCCAACUGGCCGCUCUUCUACUACCAGUUCCACCGCGACCACGCGCUGCCCAACCUCAUAUGGAACCACACGACUCGCGAGGAACUUCGAAAUGCGCUAGAAAACGAGCUCCGAGCGUUCACUUCAGACCGGGAAGUGUGUGGCGACACCCUAACCUCCUGGAAUCACGCAGAGCUAGAGGUGCACUACCAGUGUCUCCAGAAUGAGGUCAAAAUUGGCGAUUACUAUCUAAGGAUAUUACUGGAACAGAGAGAUAACGAUGACAGCCCCAUUCGAAAGUCCUACGAAUUCUUCAACGACUUAUACCACCGGUUCCUAUCAACGCCGAAGGUCGAGAUGAAAUGCAUGUGCCUCCAAGCUAUGAGCAUAGUCUACGGUCGGUACUUUGAAGACAUCGGGCCCUUUGCUGACACCAAAUAUAUAGUACAGAUGUUGGACAGGACAUGUGAUAGAAUGGAAAGAGACAGACUGGUUCAAUUCUUAUCGAAACUAAUUUUACACAGAAGAAACGUUAGUGAGAUUUUAGAAUGGAAUGGUAUAAGAAUAUUAGUAGACUUAAUGACAUUAGCGCAUUUACACACAACUCGAGCCACGGUACCGGCGCAGAGCAACGUCAUAGAAGGCCCAGCGCGGGCUGAAGGCGGCGACCGCGAGUGGUACUACAACGUGGAGCAGGCAGGCAAGGUUGAGAGGAAGGGGCCCAUCAGCUUCCAACAGCUGAAGGACCUGUACAAGAGCGGUGAAAUCAACAACAAGACGAAGUGCUGGGCGCACAGCAUGGAGGGCUGGCGUUGUAUCGGCGCCGUUCCGCAACUCAAAUGGACGCUGGCGGCGCGAGGAACCGCUGUGUUGGACGAGAGUGCGUUAGCAUCUACGGUGUUGGAUCUGUUGAUCGCCGCUGCACAGUACUACCCCAGCAGAGACGAGGAAGAUGCGGUAAUACGGCCCCUGCCGAAGGUGAAGAGGAUGUUGUCUGAACCUGCCUGUCUGGCACACGUUGUUCAGCUACUGCUCACCUUCGACCCGGUACUCGUUGAGAAGGUGGCAACCCUGUUGUACGAAGUGAUGCAGGACAACCCUGAGAUAUCCAAACUGUACCUGACAGGCGUGUUCUACUUCAUGCUACUGUACACGGGCUCGAACCUGCUACCCAUCGCGAGGUUCCUGCGACUCACGCAUAUGAAACAGGCGUUCAGAGCUGAUCAGACUACAUCAGACAUAAUGCAGCGCUCGAUCCUCGGUCAGCUCCUGCCAGAAGCCAUGGUCUGUUACCUGGAGAAUCACGGCGCGGAGAAAUUUGCGCAGAUCUUCCUCGGCGAAUGGGACACGCCUGAAGCCAUAUGGAACUCUGAGAUGAGACGAAUGCUAAUAAUGAAGGUCUCGGCACACAUCGGCGAAUUCACCCCUCGCCUACACGCACACAUCGCCGCUCGCUACCCAUACUUAGCUAUACCAGCUGUGUGUUACCCACAACUACAACACGAGCUGUUCUGCAAUAUGUUCUAUCUGCGCCAUCUGUGUGAUACACACAGGUUCCCUGACUGGCCGAUUCCAGAGCCGGUUCAACUUCUAAAAGAUGUAUUAGAAGCAUGGCGGCGCGAAGUCGAAAAGAAACCUCCUUCAAUGACAGCGAGCGAAGCUUAUGCAGCUCUUGGGCUAACUGGACAACACGACGAAGCAGCCGUUCGCAAGGCGUAUUAUAGACUCGCGCAGCAGUACCAUCCGGACAAAAACCCGGAGGGCCGGGACCGCUUCGAGGCAGUAAAUCAAGCUUACGAAUUCCUAUGCAGCCGCAACGUGUGGACCGGCGACGGGCCGAAUGCAAACAACAUCGUGCUUAUAUUGCGCACGCAAACUAUACUUUUCCAGCGAUAUUCGGACGUACUGGCACCGUACAAAUACGCCGGCUACCCUCAACUGCUUCGAACAGCGCGUCUCGAAGCCGAAGCGGAGCAACUGUUUGCUGAAAAAGAUUCCUCUGGUUUGUUGCCAGCGGCGUGCGAGUUGGCGCAUGCCACUGUUAAGUGCUCAGCUCUCAAUGCCGAGGAAUUAAGGAGAGAGGGAGGUUUACAGGUCCUCCACGAAGCUUUGACCCGCUGCGUGCCCGUCCUGUCCGCAUCGACGAAGCCGGGCGACGUGGCGGCCGCCGUGUGCGCGCACGCGGCGCGCUGCUUCGCCGUCGCCGCGCAGUUCCCCGCCUGCCGCGCCCUGUGCGCCGCGCUGCCGGCGCUCAGCGGGGACGUCGUGCCGCUGCUGAGGCGACCGCAUCUCGGCGACACAGCGUGCGCGGGCGCGGAGGCGGUGGCGGCGCUGGCGGCGGAGCCGACCAUCCGCGAGCAGCUCGCCCUCGCCGGGGCCUUGCAGGCGCUGCUGCCCAAUGUGCUGCAGUACGACUACACGCUCAAGGAGUCCGGCGUGGAGACUGACGCACAGGCUAACAAGCAGGAGGUGGCGAACCAGCUAGCGCAGCUGUGCGUGGCAGCCCUGGCCGCCAUGUUCGGGCCGCACGCGGAGGCGGGGCCGCUGGACGAGCGGAUCCGGGCGGCGCUCCAGGCCACGCUGACGCCCUACUUGUGCUCGCGGCUCGCAGACGAGGACCGGCAUGAGUUACUCAAAACCCUGACCUCAAACUGGCGGACACCCUUGCUGGUCUGGGACAACAGCACCAGAGCCGAACUACGCGACGUCCUCCGAGCCAAAAUGGAACCCGACGGUCCACUGAUCCCCGCCUUCAAGUAUACAGCUCAUGAGGGCUUGUUGGUCGUCGGUGGGGUCUAUGUGGCCAUAUAUAACGACCAGCCCGAGUUCCCUAUACCGAACCCUCAGCAAUUCAUCUUGGACCUGCUGAAGUUUAUCCUGGAACAGACCAAAGAAGACAUGACACCGGAGCGCGUGGAACAUAUCACUAUGGCGUUGUCGGCUCUCGCCAAUGUCAUAAUUAAGAACCCAGGUUCUGAGAUCCAGUGCAUAGGCCAAUUCGGUCUCAUCUUCGGCAUGCUAUCAGCGCGCGCGCACCCCGCGCUGCAGGACGCGGCGCUGCGGAGCGUGCUGGCCGCCGCCGGCAGCCGCGAGUGCGUCGAGGACGUCGCCGCCAGCCAAGUGCUAGGUCACCUGCUCGCGCUGCUGGCCGCGCGGCCGCCGCGGCCCGACGCGCUGGCCGCGCUGUCCGCGCUGCUCGCCAGCACCGCGCUCGUCAAGGAGGCGCUGGCCAAAGGAGCUGUGAUAUACCUAUUAGAUUUGUUCGCGAACAGCAAAGUUCCCGAGAUGAGGGAGUCCGCGGUCGAGUUGUUGGCUCGAAUGAUGGCGGACAAACUACACGGACCCAAGGUCCGUCUAACAAUGUCGCGGUACGUUCCCGGCGUAUUCUGCGAAGCCAUGCGCGAGAGUGGACCGGCGAGUGCUACGCACAUGUUCGAUUCGCGCCACGAGCACCCCGAGCUCGUGUGGACGGACGAGGCGCGUUCGAGAGUGUGUAGCACUUUAGCUGAGCGGGCUGACAAGCACCAGUGCAACCAGCUCCGCGACCCCAACGCCACCUUCGAAGACCGCGAGACCCUGGAGCGAGCCGCCGGCGAGGACACCUGGGCGCCCCCCGGCGAGGUGGUCGUCGGCGGCGUCUACCUCAAGCUGUUCCUGCAGAGCCCGCACUGGAGCCUCCGCAGCCCCAAGCGCUUCCUGCAGGAGCUGCUCACUGAGUGCGUGGCCGCGCUCGGCAAGGACGCGAGCGAGGGCAGCAGAGGCGACAUCUGUGCCAAAGCGCUAGCCGUACUGGUAUCGACGCGUCCAGCGCUGGGCGAAGUGUGUGCCCAACUGGGUGAACUACCUCGACUGAUGAGAUUAUUACCACAGUGCCCGCUACACGCCGUACCCAUCGUCGCAGCCUUAGCUCGCACACAGUCGUGCGUAAUGGCGAUGAACCAAACCGAAGUGAUGUCUGGCUUAAAAACCGCCGUGAAGUCAUGUCGGGAGAUCAUCGGCAGCGCGUGUGAAGCGCUCGCCUCCAUAUUCAACAGCUCUGUCAACACGGACCGCCUCGUGUUGCAGGCUCUAGACACUGGUCUAAUAGACGAACUCCUAUCCCUCCUCGAGACCCGCCUCGACGGGCAGGCCGCCGCCCAAUUGGUCAACGCCCUCAAAGCCAUGGCGCGCUCCCCCACUCACGGGGAGCGAGUGAGAGGCGUGCUGGCCAAGAGCCGCGUGUGGGAGCAGUACGCCCAGCAGCGACACGACCUGUUCAUCACUGCGCCCUCACAGCACGCGCUACAAGCGGCGCCUACUACAGCGGGCUACCUGACGGCUCCACCGUCGAGUAUCACCGCGCAACCGCCGCCCAUCGAUUGACGACUGCCCGUCUGAACUACAUAGCAGCCUGACACGGUUAGCGACUCAACUUUACUAUACACUCGUAGAGAUAAGGGACAGCCGCAAUGACAACAUGUACAGUUGUACGUUCAGUACCGGGACCGUGCACGUUGGAGGGUCUGCCAUUUUGUGGCCUAAAUUGGAAACUUAAACACACGCACACUCGCGCUGUAAAUGCUGCCAUCUUGUGGCCUAAAUCGGAAACUUAAUCUUGACAUUUACAUCAAUCAAGGGGCUCCUGUGCUGCCCGCUACAGUUCAUGCACGUGCCCUAUAUCGUAGAGUGCCUCAGCGGGCUUGACUUGAUUGUGUCCACCGCCCUCCGGCGACAGACGACUGCCCAUUCUGUAAUCUGUUCAAUCUAGCGACGUAGCGACUCAUAACAAUACUAUCAAACUCCAUUCAAAUCAGCAAAAGUACGUAGGGAACCCUAACUUCGCGGUUGCUGGCGAACUUCGCCCUGGUAAAAUAUUAAAAGAAUGUUUUUAUCAAAAAAUAGAUAUCCAUCGACAUCACAAUAAACAUGCAAUUGAUACAAUUUAUAGUGGAUUGUUAUUUAAUGCUAGUUAAGACGAAGUUAUGUACUAAAGGCGAUUUUAGGGCACGUAUUUUUGCGAAUCCUUACUUUAGACACAUAAUAUAGAACAUUUAAAGCCUGAGAAGAUUAUAUUUGGCCCUGAGAUAAUGUCGCUGCAAUCAUCUUACACAUGGCGAUAACAAUAUAGUGCGUAUAAGUCGUUUAUAGUCAAAUAAAAUGUCAGUACUGCUUAUGUCAACAACUAAUUUCGAAACGUUCAUUGGAAUGCUACGCAAUCCUUCGUCCUUUUAUUGAUUUUAAUGUUUUGUUGUAUUCAAAGUAAUAAGACAAUCUUUUUAGGCAUUUUUGUGGCAAAAUAGUUCAUGAUUCCGAAAUAUUUUUUCUUGUUUGACAACGUCUGUUGGACAAGGACUGCCAAUAAAAUAAAUUAGUACCACGGAGAAUCUGCAACAUUGCGAAGGCCAGAUAAAAUCCUGUCAGGGUAUAAGAUGUAUUAAGACAUAUUUCGCUGUGGCAAAUAGCGGUUAUGGCUAUAGAAUAGUUAAGGAAUUACACAGUCCAGAUUUGUGCGGAAUCUGAGAGGUUGUAAAAACGUGGGCCUAUUGCAUAAGAUUUUGAAACUACUUAUAUUGGCGGAACUCUCUGUGGUGUGUGUGCAACGUCACACUCACACUCUCUUAGCGUACCUCAUAUAUACGAGUGCUUGUUAUAUUAUCCAGAAUAAAGCUGUACUUAUAACCUAUGGGUUGUCUCAUUAACGCUUCACAUGGCGAUCCUGCCAGUGCAGCCUUGCGCUGCACUGCGGGCGCGCCGCGCCAGUCAGUUCAUUAAAUUCAGUGCCCUUAUGAACAGUUAUGAAACUUAUAUACAGGACAAUAAACAGGUUAUUUUCAUUCAAAUUCCUUUUAAUAGAAAUACAGUUUCGUUAAUAUUCGUAAUAUUACGCAAUAGGCCCCAGUUAAGAGAAAACUGUUGAAUAAUACUGAUUUUAUGAGACCGUUUUAGAAUUCUGAAAUGAGGAUGAAAAUAAGUAUAUCUUAUUUUUAAAGUCCAUUAAUUAGUGUUUUUUUUUUCUACCCGCAAUAUCCAAUGUCCAAUAGAAGGGCUUUGCAGUAAGCCUAAUGUUUUAUAUGGGAUUAUCAAUAGUAAAAAUUAGCUGUAAAUAAGUGAUAGUUAAAUAAAGAUAUCUGUUUUGUUAUUAUUGAAGUUCAGCAUUCCAAAUGAUGUAGUCGCGAUAGAAACAUGACAAUUUUAGAACCAAUUGAUUGAACAAGAAGUGUUUGCAAAGUGUGAUGUUUGUGUUUACUAAACUAUUAUUUUGUUCUGUAUCAUGGGAAUCGGCUAUCAUGGGAAAAUGUAACUGAAAUUACCGCCAUACAAAAUAUAUGGGGAAAUGUUAACACAAUAGGGAAAAAACUCUACGUCAUUUUUUUUUAUCCCAUUGUGCAUUGGGAUCGAAAGAGUUCGUGACUCUUGAGUGGUAAUAACACAAUAUUUAUGAAAAAAAAAUAUAAUGAAUUAAAGUGGAUUUUUUUUAAGAAAAUUAAAUUAAAUGUAACGAGUGUCGCCAUUUAAAUGGUUAAUCAUGCCAUGGCAACAAAGAUAGCCGAUAGAGUAAAUACAAAAAAAAAAAUCUAUAAAUAUUGAUAAAAAAGAUCAAAAUGUCCAAAACAUCCAGCUCUAUAAAACCAGAAGGGCAAUAUUACUCCCAGUGUAUAGUACUAUCAUCAUAAAUUAAAGU